This is a messenger RNA of Columba livia (rock pigeon), 3763 nucleotides long. RefSeq names its product chymotrypsin like elastase 1 (gene CELA1). The transcript has 11 exons. The record is from RefSeq and is a predicted model, not a curated record. Gene Ontology annotation, biological process: proteolysis. Gene Ontology annotation, molecular function: serine-type endopeptidase activity. Bases 41 to 3673 code for a protein of 1210 amino acids. NCBI's taxonomy places the organism in Eukaryota, Metazoa, Chordata, Aves, Columbiformes, Columbidae.
GCAGCUGCCACUGUGGGUGACGCCGCGGUGAUCCGGAACGAUGCUGCGGCUCGUGCUCCUCGCCGCCCUCGCCCUCUGCGGGCUCUGCUUCGAGACGGGUCUCCAGCCGGGUCUCCAGCCGGGUCUCCAGCCGGGUCUCCAGCCGGGUCAGCAGCCGGGUCAGCAGCCGGGUCAGCAGCUGGGUCUCCCGCUGGGUAAGCGGCCAGAUCAGCAACCAGAUCAACAGCCAGGUCAGCGGCCGGGUCAGCAGCCAAAUGAGCAACCCGGUCAGCGGCCAAACCAGCAACCGGGUCAGCAACCGGGUCAGCGGCCAAAUCAGCAACCGGGUCAGCAACCGGGUCAGCGGCCAAAUCAGCAACCGGGUCAGCAGCCAAAUCAGCAACCGGGUCAGCAACCAGGUGAGCGGCCAAAUCAGCAACCGGGUCAGCAACCGGGUCAGCGGCCAAAUCAGCAGCCAAAUCAGCAACCGGGUCACCAGCUAGGUCAGCAACCGGGUCAGCAACCAGGUCAGCGGCCAAAUCAGCAACCGGGUCAGCAGCCGGGUCAGCGGCCAAACCAGCAACCGGGUCAGCAACCGGGUCAGCAACAGGGUCAGCGGCCAAACCAGCAACCAGGUCAGCAACCGGGUCAGCGGCCAAACCAGCAACCGGGUCAGCGGCCAAACCAGCAACCGGGUCAGCGGCCAAACCAGCAACCGGGUCAGCGGCCAAACCAGCAACCGGGUCAGCAACAGGGUCAGCGGCCAAACCAGCAACCGGGUCAGCAACCGGGUCAGCAACAGGGUCAGCGGCCAAAUCAGCAACCAGGUCAGCGGCCAAAUCAGCAACCAGGUCAGCAGCCAAAUCAGCAACCGGGUCAGCAACCAGAUCACCAGCUAGGUCAGCAGCCAAACCAGCAACCGGGUCAGCAGCCAAACCAGCAACCGGGUCAGCGGCCAAACCAGCAACCGGGUCAGCGGCCAAACCAGCAACCGGGUCAGCAGCCAAACCAGCAACCAGGUCAGCAGCCAAAUCAGCAACCGGGUCAGCGGCCAAACCAGCAACCAGGUCAGCAGCCAAAUCAGCAACCGGGUCAGCGGCCAAACCAGCAACCGGGUCAGCGGCCAAACCAGCAACCGGGUCAGCAGCCAAACCAGCAACCGGGUCAGCAGCCAAACCAGCAACCGGGUCAGCGGCCAAACCAGCAACCGGGUCAGCGGCCAAACCAGCAACCGGGUCAGCAGCCAAACCAGCAACCAGGUCAGCAGCCAAAUCAGCAACCGGGUCAGCGGCCAAACCAGCAACCAGGUCAGCAGCCAAAUCAGCAACCGGGUCAGCGGCCAAACCAGCAACCGGGUCAGCGGCCAAACCAGCAACCAGGUCAGCAACCAGGUCAGCAGCCAAAUCAGCAACCAGAUCAGCAGCCAAACCAGCAACCAGGUCAGCGGCCAAACCAGCAACCGGGUCAGCAACCGGGUCAGCGGCCAAACCAGCAACCGGGUCAGCAACCGGGUCAGCGGCCGGAUAACCAGCCAGGUCACCGGCCGGGUCAGCGGCCAGAUCAGCAACCGGAUCAGGAGCCGGAUGAGGAACCAGAUCAGGAUCCAGAUCAGGAGCCGGAUGAGGAGCCGGGUCAGCAGCCAAAUCAGCAGCCGGGUCAGCGCCCGGAUCAGCGGCCGGAUCACCAGCCAGGUCAGAGGCCAGGUCAGCAGCCGGGUCACCGGCCAGAUCAGCGACCGGAUCCGCGGCCGGAGCAGCAACCGGAUCACCAGUUAGGUCACCGGCCGGGUCAGCAGCCGGGUCACCGGCCAGGUCAGCAGCCAGGUCAGCGGCCAGAUCAGCAACCGGAUCAGGAGCCAGAUCAGGAGCCGGAUGAGAAACCAGAUCAGGAGCCAGAUCAGGAGCCAGAUGAGGAACCAGAUCAGGAGCCGGAUCAGGAGCCGGGUCAGCAGCCGGGUCAGCGCCCAGAUCAGCGGCCGGAUCACCAGCCAGGUCACCGGCCGGGUCAGCAACCGGGUCACCGGCCAGGUCAGCAGCCGGGUCACCGGCCAGAUCAGCGACCGGAUCAGCGGCCGGAGCAGCAACCGGAUCACCAGUUAGGUCACCGGCCGGGUCAGCAGCCGGGUCACCGGCCAGGUCAGCAGCCGGGUCAGCGGCCAGAUCAGCAACCGGAUCAGGAGCCAGAUCAGGAGCCAGAUGAGAAACCAGAUCAGGAGCCAGAUCAGGAGCCAGAUGAGGAACCAGAUCAGGAGCCGGAUCAGGAGCCGGGUCAGCAGCCAAAUCAGCAGCCGGGUCAGCGCCCAGAUCAGCGGCCGGAUCACCAGCCAGGUCACCGGCCGGGUCAGCAACCGGGUCACCGGCCAGGUCAGCAGCCGGGUCAGCGGCCAGAUCAGGAGCCGGAUGAGGAGCCAGGUCAGCAACCAGGUCAGCAGCCAAAUCAACAGCCAGGUCAGCGCCCAGAUCACCAGCUAGGUCACCAGCCGGGUCAGCAACCGGGUCAACGGCCAAACCAGCAACCGGGUCAGCAACCAGGUCAGCAGCCAAAUCAGCAGCCAGGUCAGCGGCCAAAUCAGCAACCAGGUCAGCAGCCGGGUCAGGAGCCAGAUCAGCAACCGGAUCAGGAGCCAGGCCAGGAGCCAGGUGAGCAGCCGGAUCAGCGCCCAGAUCAGCGGCCAGAUCACCGGCCAGGUCAGGAGCCAGGUCACCGCCCAGGUCACCAGCCAGGUCACCGCCCAGGUCACCGGCCAGGUCAGCAGCCAGGUGAGCAGCCGGAUCAGGAGCCAGGCCAGGAGCCAGGUGAGCAGCCGGAUCAGCGGCCAGGUCACCAGCCAGGUCACCGGCCAGAUCACCGGCCAGGUCAGCGACCAGAUCAGCAACCAGGUCAGCAGCCGGAUGAGGAGCCAGAUCAGCAGCCGGAUGAGGAGCCGGAUCAGGAGCCGGAUCAGGAGCUGGGUCUCCGCGGGACACAGCGGGUGGUCGGCGGCACCGAGGCGCGUUCGCACGCGUGGCCAUCCCAGAUCUCCCUGCAGUAUUACUCCAGCGGUGGGUGGCAUCACACCUGCGGCGGGUCCCUCAUCAAGAGAAACUGGGUGCUGACGGCGGCCCAUUGUGUGGAUCAGAACCUGCAGUUCCGCGUGGUGGCCGGUGACCACAACCUCUACACGAACGAGGGCAGCGAGCAGGUGUUCAGCGUGAGCAAGAUCAUCAUCCACCCCAGCUGGAACAGCAACAACGUGGCGGCGGGCUACGACAUCGCGCUGCUGCGCCUGGCCAGCUCCGCCACCCUCAACAGCUCGGUGCAGCUGGCAGUGCUGCCCGAGGCGGGUUACAUCCUGCCCAACGGCAACCCCUGCUACAUCACGGGCUGGGGGCUCACCCGCACCAACGGGCAAAUCUCCAGCGUCCUGCAGCAGGCCUACCUGCCCGUGGUGGGCCACCAGAUCUGCUCCAGCAUCUCCUACUGGAGCUCCACCGUCAAGACCACCAUGGUCUGCGCCGGCGGUGACGGCAUCCGCUCUGGCUGCCAGGGUGACUCGGGCGGUCCGCUCCACUGCGAGGUGAACGGGCAGUACCAGGUCCAUGGCGUCGCCAGCUUCGUGUCCGCGCUGGGCUGCAACGUCAAGAACAAACCCACCGUCUUCACCCGCGUCUCCGCCUACAACUCCUGGAUCAACAGCGUGCUGGCCCAGAACUGAGCGCUGCCAGGAGACCCCAGUGCCCCCCCCUCCAUGUUUCCUUUUUGGGCUUAAAACCUCCAAAUAGCAUCAAUAAAAUCUGUUCCUCUC